This is a messenger RNA of Dreissena polymorpha, 4304 nucleotides long. Its product is annotated as 5'-nucleotidase domain-containing protein 1-like. The record is from RefSeq and is a predicted model, not a curated record. The transcript has 12 exons. Bases 192 to 1601 code for a protein of 469 amino acids. Lineage: Eukaryota; Metazoa; Mollusca; Bivalvia; Myida; Dreissenidae. Gene Ontology annotation, molecular function: 5'-nucleotidase activity.
GGAACUGAGGCGAUUUAAUAUCAAGUUGGAAGUUUUAUUCAGAUGAUAACAUACUAAACUUUGUCAAAACAUCACAAUGGCACGAGUAUAAAAUAAUCAGAAAUAAUGACAUUAUUACUGACAAGGGAAGUAACUUGGUUUUUGCGUGUAGAGCCUGGAGGUGCCGAUUUGGUGACGUUUGUUGAAUAAACAUGAAGCCGCUGUCGUUGAUUAAUUACCAUGCAAUUGGUUUUGACUUGGACCACACGCUGGCGAAGUACAGAGUGGUGAAUCAAAUUAAGUUAACUUACAACAGUCUUAUAGACUUUCUUGUCCAAGAAAAAGGAUAUGAUUCAGACAUUCGUACAGACAUAUCUUACGGCAAGGAUUUUAUAUGCAAAGGUCUUUUUGUAGACACCGCAAAAGGAAACGUUAUCAAAUUGUCACACUCUGGAAAAAUUCUUAGGGGAAGUCAUGGCACGAGGGCGCUGUCUCAAAGGGAACUUAUAUCGACAUAUGGGCCGACACUACUGUGGGAGCAUUACGAGCAUGCCAGAGAGGCUGUCAGGCCAAGCACUGGAAAUAAGACAUUUGCCUUUUGGGAGAACUACUUUGAUGUGCCAGCGCUGUAUGUUUGUGCUCAAGUGGUAGACUACUGGGAUAAAAAGAAUGGUGGACCGUUGCCUAGUUACAGAGACAUCCUGUUCAAGGACAUUCUUGCUGGAAUGGAAUGUAACUACAGGUUCCAGGCAUUCUCUGAAAACUCAGGAUAUUUCUUCCCAAAGCUAAAGCAGAACCCAGAGCAGUAUUACCAGGCAUGUAGCCUAGGAGUGAAGCAGUGGUUACGUGACUUGAAAAUGGCGGGAAAGUGCGUAUUUCUCACGACGUCAUCUCACAUCGACUUUGCCAGUCUGACAGCCUCCUCUGUGCUAGGCCCAGACUGGAAGUCCUAUUUCGACAUUAUCGUAACCAAUGCAAGGAAGCCUGGAUUCUUCAAGGACAACAAACCCUUCCUUAGUCUAGAUGGUAUCCUGGAAAAGGAGACCGUUACCUAUGAUAAGCUGGAAGAGCAUAGUGUCUACUCCAGUGGUAACCAUGGCGACCUUGAAAAGUUCAUCACCAAGGUGACUGGGGUAGAGAGGCCACAGGUUGUGUAUUUUGGGGACUCGCUGUGUUCGGAUGCAUUUCCUGUCAAGACUCUCACUGACUGGGAUCUUAUCCUAGUCCUGGAGGAGAUGGAGGCGGAGGGAUUCCAUCCCCAUGACAACACGCAUCACUACUGGCAACAGGAUGAGCGCGACAGAAAAAUAGUCCGCCCUGUGAACCUGGCAGUGGACGAGGAGGAGGAAGAGUAUUUGUUGUCACGGCAAUGGGGCUCAUUCUUCUACCACCCCGAGGACGACCCCCUACAAAACCGCCACAUGAACACUUUCUGGGGGGAGCUGGUCACCAAGUACUCGGACGUGGCCAUUCCUAGCAUCGAGUACAUCGCAGGCGUGUAUUUUGUGUCAGGUCUUCCACUGGACCAUGAGUUUACCCGCUUUGAUCACAGUGAAGAUGGAAGCACUGACGGCUUUUCUCCGGCCAAACCCAAACCGCUUCUACCCCUUGUGUUGCCUUAGGAGGGAAAUCAGUCUUUGUAAAGAUAUACGGUGAUUAAGAAGCAAUUAACUGACAGUUUUAUAGAAGAAGGAAUUUUUACAGAAGAUGACAAUAUUAUUGUUUGAAUUUGGUGCUAUCCAACAGACUUGCCUUAGAUCUACAAGGCAAUUCCAUUUUCCAUGCAAAGACUGUCAACAGAUCUCUAUUCUCCUAGAUUUUUAAACUAAAUACUUUAAAGUUUAAAAAACCUGAUUUCUGGUAUUUUUCUAUAUUUCAAAAUGUUGUGCUACCUAUGAAGGACAUAUGUGAAAUAUAUGUUUAUGUUGUUCAAAGAUUUAAUAGGAAACUUGGUUCGCUUUUACCAAGGGAUCUAGCUCGGUGAUUUCCAAUUACCACAUUUGAUGAUGUUUCACCAUUCUGACAUUCUUUGUUCCAGAUUUACAUUUUUAUUUGUCUUUUAAAUGUUGUUUCUUCUUAUUACUGACUGUUAUAAGAUGCAUUUUACCAUACAAUGUGAUUUAUUUGAUUUUUGAUCAUUUUUAGAUAAUGACAUGCAUGAUGUGUACGAUUGCAUUUCAGCGAUACAAACUUGUUAUUCAAUAAUUGCUGCUGGUCUCUUAAAGUUUCAUUGUUUGAUUAGCAUAGAUGAUUAUAAACAGAAGUUUGCAUUUAUCUUAUGAUCAGAUAUAAUUAUAUAAUUAUAACUUAUAAUUAUAUAAUUAUAUCUGAUCACAACAUGUUGGUGGUGAGCUUUUGUGCUUGCAUUUUGUAGGUUGUUAAUUAUCAAUAUUUGUCUUGUGAUCAUUUUAAAGGUCAAAACAUUAGUCCUCGUUACAUUUAUAUUUAAGAAAGCUUGUGAACACCCUAGAUACCAAAUAAAUUGCCAAAGAAACUGUGUCAGAACAUUUUGAGUUUGAACCCUAGUACUAAUGUGGUCAAAAGCUAGGUCAUAUUUGUGAAUGCUUCAGAGGCCCCAUUUAUUGCCCAAUGGUCAUGAAUCUUGGUAAGGAAAUUUGUCAAAAUAACACUUUGGUCAAAAUAGAACGAAAAGCUUGUUAACACUAUAAAAGUGAUAGUUUGGCUUGGUAUCCCAGAAACUUGUCAGAGCAUUUGUCUGAGCACUAUUUAGGUGGAGUCAAAAACUAAGUUAUGUUGUGUCACAAACUAGGUCACUAGGUCAGAUAGCAAAAACCCUUUUUUACACUCUAGAUAUCAGAUUUUUAGCCUAAUCUUAGUUAGUUAAUCUUAGCCUAAGUUAGGUCUAAAACUUUGUUAACCGAUCAAAUAGAAGAAUAAGUUGGAAACACUAGAAGAACAUUUUUUUAAAGAUGCCCAUAAAAAUUAAUGAGAACAUUUUUCUAAAUAAUAUGUUUAAAACAUCCCAAACCGGGUCAUGUUUGGUGAAAAACUAGGUCAAGUAAGACAAAAAGCUUGUGAACUGUUUAGAAGUGGCAUAUUUUUCCAAAUGUCCACGAAACUUGUUCAGAACAUUUGUAGGAAUUUUAUUUAGGGUGAUGUCAGGUCAAAUAUACGAAAAAGCUGGUGAACACUCUAGAAGUAACAUUUUUGGUCUAAUUUCCUUGAAACAUAAUCAAAACAUUUGUCUGAAUGAUAUUUAAGAUAAGUUUCCUUUUUGUCUAUGAUAGUGAAGCCUUGUCAAAAAUACCUACUCACAAGAGUUUUGUCCUAGGGUCUUAAGUGAACGCAUUUGGGCCUUAGGCCCUUUUUUGAAUUUUUAGCUCUACUGGCUGAAGGCCUGAAGAGCUUAUGUCAUGGCGUGGUUUCCGUCGUCUGUCCGUACGCGCAUGCGUGCGUUAGACUUUUUCUUGUUUACGCGAUAAAGUCCACAGUUUUCAUCCGAUUCUUUUCAAACUUGUUCAGUGUCUUUAUAUUAAUGAGGACUCAAACCCUAUUGAAAAUGGGUUACAUCAGAGUAAAAAGUCCAGAAUGAUCUCCCCUUGAAUUUGAGAAAAUCGUGAAAUAAGGCUUGUUUAUGCAAUAAAGUCCACAGUUUUCAUCCAAUUAUUUCCCAACUUGCACAGUGUCUAUCUGAAUGAUGAGUCAAACCCUAUCGAAAAUGAGCAAUAUCGGAGUUAUAAUUCCAGAAUUAUCUCCCCUUGAAUUUGAGAAAAAAAUGAAAAUUCAGUUUUUUUUAUGUGAUAAAGUCCAUAAUUUUCAUCCAGUUCUUGGCAAACUUGCACAGUGUCUUUGUAUCAAUGAGGACUCAAACCCUUUGGUAAAAAGAGCAAUAUCGAAGCAAUAAGUCCAGAAUUACUUCCCUUUGAAUAUGAGAAAAUUUUGAAAUCCUGCUUGUUUACGCAAUUAAUUCCACAGUUUUCAUCCAAUUAUUUCCAAAUUUGCACAGUAUCUUUAUAUCAAUGAGGACUUGAACCCUAUUGAAUAUGAGCAGUAUCGGAGAAAUAAGUACACAAUAAUCUCCCCUUGAAUUUAAGAAAAUUCUCCUUGUUUGCGCGAUUAAGUACACAGUUUCCAUCUUAUUCUUUCCAAACUUGCACAGUGUUUAUAGCAGUAGAGCGAUUCAGGCCCUCAUGGGCCUCUUGUUUAAAUUGUUAUGAUUACAGUAUUCACUUUUGAUAUGUUGUGGUCAAUUUUAUCAAGGCACAUUUCAAAGAAUAAUAUUUAUUCUACAUUUACAUGUUAUUUUAGUUUCUCUGUUCAAGCACAAAAAUAACUUGCAAGUUUAUUAAAUAUUUAUAUACACA